Messenger RNA from Calliphora vicina (urban bluebottle blowfly), 1695 nucleotides. RefSeq names its product glycerate kinase. Lineage: Eukaryota; Metazoa; Arthropoda; Insecta; Diptera; Calliphoridae. Gene Ontology annotation, cellular component: cytoplasm. The record is from RefSeq and is a predicted model, not a curated record. Gene Ontology annotation, biological process: protein phosphorylation. The transcript has 2 exons. Bases 76 to 1563 code for a protein of 495 amino acids. Gene Ontology annotation, molecular function: glycerate kinase activity.
GAUUAAUAACAAUAAACCAUGAAGUAAAUCUUACAAAAAUAUAAAAUACGAUUUAAAAAUUCCACUUUCAUUAACAUGUCUGCCCAUCUAAAGCAUUUGCACAAUUUAAGAAACAUCUUUUUGAAAUCGGUCGAAGCGGUGAGACCCAAAAAUCUUUUAUCGGCCGGCAAUAAUUAUAAUUUGGAACCUCGUCUGGAGGGUGGUAAAACAUGUAUACAAGUGCAGGGAAAAUAUGUAGAUAUAACAAAUAAAAAGUGUCAUGUGGUUGGUUUCGGCAAGGCGGUACUGGGUAUGGCUGUACAGCUGGAAAAGUCGCUGGGUGAGUUUUUGCACCAAGGAAUCUUAAGUGUACCCAAGGGUAUACAGCAACAGUUUGAGGGCAAUAAGGAAAUGUCUCUAAAAACAAAUUCUUUAAUACAAAUUUAUGAGGGAGCCGAGAAUAAUCAGCCGGAUGAAAAUGCUUUACAGGCAGCAAUGGACAUUAAAAAAUUAGCAGAAUCUAUGACCCAAGAAGAUGUUCUGUUUGUUUUAAUUUCGGGAGGUGGUUCAGCUUUAUUGCCCUUACCCAAACCUCCCCUACAAUUAGAGGAAAAAAUGCAGUUAAUUAAAAAACUUUCCAAUUGUGGGGCCUCCAUACAAGAAAUGAAUAUUGUGCGUAUAGCUCUAUCCGCUAUAAAGGGCGGACAAUUGGCUAUAGCUGCCUCUCAAGCCCAUGCCGUCAUCUCUUUUGUUAUCAGUGAUAUAGUGGGAGAUCCUGUAGAUCUCAUAGCUAGUGGACCCACCUGGUCAACGCAAACAAAGCACCUUAAAGCCGAGGAAAUAUUAAAAAAAUUUAACUUGUGGCAUGAAAUAGAAGAUCAUAUAAAGCAGUUAAUGCAAUGUGAAAAUAAAGUAGAGGCUCAACAAUUAAAAAAUAAUUCCAUUUAUGUGGUGGGAGAUAAUAGAGUGGCCACCUCAGCAGCGGUACAUGAGGCCUUAAAACUUAAUUACAAUCCUUUUAUAGCAUCUACCACAAUACAAGGAGAGGUUUCAUGCUUAGCUACUUUAUACUGUGAUUUUCUCAAAAACAUUUACGAUUUCAAGGAAGGUCUUAUAGAGGAAGCUGAAUUAAGCAAAAACUUUCCCUUUGAUUCCCGCACAUUUCAACAUUUUCUCAAAACUUUGCUAAUGUGUGAAAAAUCCCAAAAACCUUUGCUGCUAAUAAUGGCCGGAGAGCCUACUGUCAUGGUCUCUGGCUCUGGGGUAGGAGGUCGCAAUCAGGAAUUAGCCUUAAGACUUUCUCGUGAAUUCUAUCAACAGCCUCGUUUAAACAAUGUUUGUUUUCUUAGCGCCGGCACUGAUGGCAUUGAUGGUCCCUGUUCGGCGGCUGGUGCCAUGGCCAGCUCCCAAGUUGUUUUGGACUUUUUGAGUGAACAUUCUAAAACUCUAGAAAAUUUCAAUGAAUUUAUUAUGAAUAAUGAUUCUUAUAAUUUUUAUAAGCUUCUAAAUCAGGGUGAUUAUCAUGUUGUUACCGGCCAUACGGGCACAAAUGUUAUGGAUUUGCAUUUAUUAUUGGUUUUAUGAUUAAGUAAAAAGUGUUUUUAUUAGCAGGGAUUUUAUUUUAGAAUUAAUGAAUAGUUCGAACUUUUCUGAUGGAGAUUUAAUUUUGUAUAAACUAUAUAGAAAGUGCAAUAAAGAUAUGCAAAUGAUUUGAUA